Messenger RNA from Salvia hispanica, 989 nucleotides. Lineage: Eukaryota; Viridiplantae; Streptophyta; Magnoliopsida; Lamiales; Lamiaceae. The record is from RefSeq and is a predicted model, not a curated record.
UUGUGGGUGGGGGGAAGUAUCCAUCCUUUUUAUCUAUAUAAUCACAUCGAUCCUUUGCUUAGUAACGCAUCAUAAACCCUAAUCUAUAAAUCCCAAAUAUGUCUAACAAUUUGAUGAAGAAAAAGCUUCAAGGAAAAGUAGCAAUUGUAACCGGCGGCGCAAGCGGCAUCGGCGAGACCACCGCCCGCGUCCUGGCCGAUCACGGGGCGCGCGCGGUGGUGAUCGCCGAUAUCCAACCCGAAAGGGGCCGCGCUGUGGCCGAAUCCAUCGGCCUGCAGCACUGCAGCUACGUCCAGUGCGACGUGGCGGACGAGGAACAAGUCGCGGCCAUGGUCGAAUGGACGGCGACGACGUACGGCGGCCUCGAUGUAAUGUUCAGCAACGCCGGCAUCUUGGCCGGCUCCCUUCAGACCAUCCUGGAGCUGGAUUUUUCGGAAUACGAGCGCGUGAUGCGCGUGAACGCGCGUGGCAUGGCGGUGUGCGUGAAGCAGGCGGCGCGUAAGAUGGUGGAAUUGGGAACGAGAGGGGCUAUCGUCUGUAUGUCAAGUGCGACGGCGGAUAAGGCGUCGAUGAACGUGACGGACUAUGUGAUGUCGAAGGCGGCGGUGCUGGGGCUGAUGCGGAGCGCGAGCUUGCAGCUCGGGAAGCACGGGAUACGGGUGAACAGCGUGUCGUCCGGGGCGGUGUUCACGCCGCUUGUUGCAAACGAUGGGAUGGUGACGGCGGCGGAUGUGGGGAAACAUGUCGCGCCCUACACGAGCUUGAAAGGGGCGACGAUCGCCACGGAGAACGUGGCGGACGCGGUGGCGUUUCUGGCUUCGGAUGAGGCGGCGCUUGUCACCGGAGUUGAUUUGAAGGUGGAUGGUGGGAUCAUUGCCAUGCCAUUCCUUGAGUCAAACUAAUCUGUGUUUGAAUAAAUGUAUCAAAUCUUUAAUUCCUAUAAAGAAGCUCAACUACCUUAUGUUGAAUAAAGUUGGAUUUUCUUUUCU